Messenger RNA from Argentina anserina (silverweed cinquefoil), 1624 nucleotides. RefSeq names its product ureide permease 2-like. Gene Ontology annotation, biological process: nitrogen compound transport. Gene Ontology annotation, cellular component: membrane. The record is from RefSeq and is a predicted model, not a curated record. Bases 336 to 1529 code for a protein of 397 amino acids. The transcript has 8 exons. Gene Ontology annotation, molecular function: allantoin:proton symporter activity; uracil:monoatomic cation symporter activity. NCBI's taxonomy places the organism in Eukaryota, Viridiplantae, Streptophyta, Magnoliopsida, Rosales, Rosaceae.
GAUUCCAAUUAAGCAGGACUCUUAGAAUAUCCCAAAUUUUUACCACACCAAAACUGAAAUAGAGGACAGAUUCCAGAAAAUGUUCUUGAAGAUCUACUUUUUCAUUGGGGUUCACUGAAACAAACCCAAGUUUUUCUUUGUGAAGAAGAAUAUGUGAGAUUCUUGGCUUUUUCAUGCUGUAACUAGAAUAUGAGAAUCUGAUUGGACCUGGAAUUGCUAUAGGGUUCUGCGUCUUUCUCAACUUUUGGGUGCAACAUUGUUUUCUGAUCGGAUAUUUGGUGUUCCUCUGCUGAUUCUUUUACCAUCUGAGUGGAAAAUUUUGAGUGAGGUUAAAGAUGUAUGUGGUGGAAAGCAAAGGAGGGGCCAUAGCAUGUAUGCUGCUGGCCUUGAUCUUAUUGGGGACAUGGCCUGCUGUCCUGGCUAUGCUCGAGAGAAGAGGCCGGCUUCCUCAGCAUACUUAUCUGGAUUACUCUAUCACCAAUUUCUUGGCUGCUAUUCUGAUUGCUUUGACAUUUGGUCAGAUAGGCAGUAGCACACCCGACAAGCCCAAUUUUAUAACUCAACUUUCACAGGAUAAUUUGCCCAGUGUGUUAUUCGCAAUGGUGGGUGGGAUAGUCCUGAGCCUUGGAAAUCUUUCUACACAGUAUGCAUGGGCUUUAGUAGGUUUAUCAGUGACAGAGGUGAUAACUGCAAGCAUCACAACUAUCAUAGGCACAACCUUGAACUACUUCUUAGAUGACAGAAUUAAUAGAGCCGAGAUUCUUUUCCCUGGUGUCGCUUGCUUCUUGAUUGCAGUUUGUCUUGGCUCUGCUGUUCACUCAUCCAAUGCAGCUGAUAACAAAGUAAAACUUGACAGUGUUGACAGUGAGUCAAAAGGAGAAAAGGCUUCAAAACAAAUUGCAAAUAAGGAUGGGUUGAAGGAUCUGGAGAGUGCAAAUGACAAAGCAAAGGCUGGGACAGCAGACUAUCUUGUACAGCUUGAGGACCAAAGAGCAAUUAAGGUUUUUGGGAAGAAUACUUAUGUUGGACUGGCCAUAUGUUUCUUUGCCGGUCUUUGCUUCUCCCUCUUCACACCAGCAUUCAAUGUCGCCACAAAUGAUCAGUGGCAUACUUUGAAGAAAGGAGUUCCUAAUUUGGUUGUCUAUACUGCGUUUUUCUACUUCUCAUUAUCUUGCUUCGUCCUUGCUGUCAUUUUAAACAUCAUCUUCCUCUACCACCCUAUGCUAGGCUUACCCAAAACGACAUUCAAAGCUUAUUUGAAUGACUGGAAUGGUAGGGGUUGGGCCCUUUUGGCCGGAGUCCUAUGUGGAUUUGGAAAUGGUCUCCAAUUCAUGGGAGGGCAAGCUGCAGGAUAUGCAGCAGCUGAUUCUGUGCAGGCACUUCCACUUGUGAGCACUUUCUGGGGCAUACUUCUGUUCGGAGAAUACAGAAGAUCGUCACGAAGAACAUAUAUAUUGCUUACCGGCAUGUUGACAAUGUUUAUUGUUGCCGUUGCCGUCCUAAUGGCAUCAGCGGGGCAUCGAAAAUGAGUAUUCACUCCUUGUCUAGAAUUUGUAAAUCUAUGUAUAACACAAAAUGAAGAUUAUGUACUGGUUUCUUGGUAUUUAAGAAAAUAGUAACAGUA